Molecule: messenger RNA, 2244 nt
Organism: Nerophis lumbriciformis (worm pipefish)
Lineage: Eukaryota; Metazoa; Chordata; Actinopteri; Syngnathiformes; Syngnathidae
Source: RefSeq, a predicted model, not a curated record
GGAGCCCUCAGAAAGACUGAGCUCUCUGCUCACUGCAGUGAGAUAAGGUACGUUUUUGGACUAUUUGACGAACAAACUCGGGUUAAUAGUCGCUGUAGGUUUUCAUUAAGUUGAAAAGUGGAAGUUUUGUCUUCGUCGUCUACCUUUUUGACCCAUUUUACGGCACUGCAGUAACUGAUAGAGAGUCCACUCUGAUCCACUGGAUCACCGCCGAAUUCUCUGCGGCUGAUAUCUCAUGACCUGGCAUCCUUGUACUCGGAUGCUUUGCUAAUAUGGGGGAGUGGUGGACCACCCCGCCAGGAGACACGUCCUCGGGAAACUAUGAGAUUUCCAGCAUAUCCCAUGUGACAAUGCCCCCGUCCAAGCAGAGCAGCCUUGCACCGCUGCACUCUUUGCUGCCUUCCAAUCUGUCCUCCAACGUGAUCACCUAUUUCUGCACGGGUGACAACAUCCCCCACUGCAUCUCCUACAUCAACAUGGAGCUUUCCUCCCUGGGUUUGUCCACUUGCAUUGAGACCAACUCUUUAGGCCUGAGUGCAGCGCCUGCUCUGAAUGUCAUGUUUGAGCUGCUACAGAUCCAGAGACACACCAUGAGCACUUUAGAGGAGCUGGAGAGGGAGCAGCUGAAGAAGUCCAGCACUUUGGAUCACAUGCAGAUGAGCAACUCAAGACUUAAGGAUCAGCUGGAAUUGUCUAUGAGGGAGAAAUCGGGUCUGCACGAGACCGAGAGGCAACUCCAACUCAAGAUGAAAACUCUGCAAAACUGUCUCAAGACAGAGAAAGAGGAGGUGCAGAAGCUCCAGAGUAUCAUCGCCAGUCGUGCGUCGCAGUAUAGCCACGAUGCCAAGCGCAAGGAGAGGGAAUCCGCCAAGCUCAAGGAACGCCUGAGCCAAAUACUUGUCAACAGAAAGGAGAAGAAACUGGCUAUCGAUGUGCUGAACUGUCUCGGACGAGCAGACGGAAAAAGGAGCCACUGGAAGACGGCAAAAGUUGCAGUCGGCCACGAAGGGCAAAUGUACAAGUCCAUGCUGCACGACUACGAGGCCAGCCAGAGGGCCCUGAUGGUGGAGAACGCAGAGCUGAAGAAGGUCCUGCAGCAGAUGAAGAGGGAGAUGAUUCACAUCCUGAGUCCGCGCCAGGCGGCCUGCAGAGGAGCCAGCGUCGACGAGGGCCAGGAGAUGGUGGAUUCCGAUGGAGAGGAGAAGAUGGGCGACUGCGGUAGAGAAGCACUGGAGCAGUCAUGUGACCAGGCCAGGGAGCAGCUCACCAACAGCAUCCGCCAGCAGUGGAGGAAAGUGAGGAGCCACAUGGAGAAGUUAGACCACCAAGUUCAAAGUCAAGUGGAGUGCAGCAAAGAGGUGAUGAUGAGGGAGGUGCAGGAAGAUGAGCUGGAGCGAAUGAGGCAUGAAGUGCAGCAAUGCAAGGAGUUCAUCCACACACAGCAGCAGCUCCUGCAGCAACAAUUACACACCUCCUUCGACGAGGAGACGGCGGCGCUGCUCAAUGACUGCUACACCCUGGAGGAGAAGGAGCGACUCAGAGAGGAGUUGAGGCUCUUUGAGGAGCAGAAGAGGAACUUUGAGAGGGAGAGGAAGUACUUCACCGAGGCUGCCAUCCGCCUCGGACGAGAGAAAAAGGCUUUUGAGGAGGACCGCGCUUCUUGGUUGAAACAUCAGUUUUUAAACAUGACCCCCUUUGCCAACCGUAGUAUGUGCUCCUCAUCUGAUGGUCACAGUCCCUCAUCCAUCAGAAGUGAGCCAGAGAUCAGAAUGUCUUCCACUGAAAGCCAGCGGUCUAAAUGGUCCACCUACACCUCCUUCUCCUCCCCACAAGCUGCCCCUGCCAGCAGGACCUCCACUUUUAACCCACUUUCCCUCAUUCCAGAUGCCAGUUCCUCCAGGCAUUCGAAUCGAGGACGCCGGCGAGAGACCAGCGACCACAGAGACACCCAAGCCAAGUCCAAAAACCGAAGUCACCACAAGGGCAUGAGUAUCCUCUCUCUAGGAGACGAUGAGAACAGCGUGGCUUAAAAAACAAAGCUGCUGAUAAACUUUUCGAUGACUUGUUUUCGAACAUACAAAUGAUUCGCCAAAUGAGCAAGAAAGCACUUUAAGGAGUUCGUAAACAAAUCAAGCCCAAGCGAUUGUACCAAGUAGUCAUUUAGUGUGUCACUCAAAUGUUCCCAAAUAGGUUUGAUUAAGAUGUAUUUUAAAUGUAUAUCCAAAAUAAAGGCCUUUUAAUCAA